Messenger RNA from Alligator mississippiensis (American alligator), 425 nucleotides. RefSeq names its product transmembrane protein 262 (gene CATSPERH). NCBI's taxonomy places the organism in Eukaryota, Metazoa, Chordata, Crocodylia, Alligatoridae. The coding region runs from base 65 to 415 and encodes 116 amino acids. The transcript is spliced from 3 exons. The record is from RefSeq and is a predicted model, not a curated record.
UUCUGGGGUGCCGAGGCCCCUGUGACCUCAGUGCCUGACCCCAGGCCUUGGGCCUGGCGGCGCCAUGAGCUGGCGCCUCCCCUUCGCGACCUGCAAGCUCCCCACCAACGUGACCCUCACCGUGGCCUCUGUCCUGCUGCUCUCCGUCCACAGCGGCAUCUUCGUCUCCGACCUCUACCACUUCGCCAUCAGCCAGCGCUUCGACCUCAUGAGCUUCCCCAGCACCACCGUGCUGCUGUUCUCCCAGGUGCUGAGCUUCUACUUGGCACUGCUGGGGGCGCUCUACAGCACGGGGACCAAGGACAACGUCCUCAAGACCUUUGCUCUCACCUCGCUGGUGACCAACUUUGCCGCCUUCUUCGGCCGCUUCUGCCUCGAGUACCUGACCCUCGAGUACCGGCAGGAGGUUUACUGAGCCCGGAGCC